AAAUGGGAGGAGACACGAUUGAAACAGGAGAGAAAAUUCUAGAUGACGGGAGUAUUGGUCAGUCAAAUUUUGAUCAAACUGAAGCAAUGUUACCCACUCCCAGUGAUAAAACUGAUUGGAAAUCCAUCUACCUAGCUGGAUCAUGUGCGUUCAUACAAGCCACACAGUUUGCAAUAUUUUUCACAUCUAUGUAUCCAUAUAUUUUGACACUGGAACAUAAUGUAACGCAAACAAGUUUUGGAAUUGUAGUUGCAAUGUACAGCGUUUCACAAGCGAUUUUUAGUCCUGUUUUUGGAUUUUGGAGCAAUCGAAUAGGUCAAGUGAGAUUUCCGUUAAUAGUCGGCUUUAUUGUUAUGGCUUUUGGAAAUAUCACAUAUCUUAGUUUGCAAUAUUUGUCCAGCAAUCACUUAUACGUUAUGAUGCUGGCUAGACUCAUUGCUGGAGGAGGCACAGGAAACAUGAGUUUACUUAGAGCUUAUGCUUCAACAGCUUCUACUUCAAAAGAUCGCUCUCGUGCUAUUGCGUGUGUUUCUGGAGGAAUUGCACUUGGAACCAUGAUGGGGCCUGGAUUACAGUUACUUUUCUCUCCACUUGGAGAAAACGGAAUUAACAUUCUUGGGUUGAACAUCAGCAUUUAUACCUCUCCUGCUCUUUUUUGCCUUAUUCUCAAUGUAACUGGGUUGCUGAUCGUGAAGCUUGCUUUUGUGGAAAAAUAUAUUAUCAACCAUGGUAAAAAUAUAGUGCAAGAUGAAGAAAAUGGAGAGAAAAAAAUUAAAAAACUAGCCAGCCCUGACUUCAUUGCAAUUCUGCUAUGUAUUAUUACUCGUUUCUCUCAAAUUUUCUUAAACACUACCAUCGAGAGUAUUGGGUCCGCAUACACAAUGAUGAUGUUCGGAUUGGAGAAGGAAGAAUCAGUUUCAAUAAAUGCUGGAGUUCAUACCGUUGCUGGUUCCAUUGCGGCAUUCAUGUUCAUUUGUUUCAUAUUUACCGGAGUUCGAAGAUACAUGAAAAACCGAGUAUUCACAUUUAUUUCGCUGUCCAUCCCGUUAGUGUGGCUCAUUGCAACUUAUCCAUACAAGUUCUACAGUGAUCAUGUUCAACUUAUGACAAAUGGAAGCAAUGCCAAUUGUGACACUGAGAAAUAUUCUUGGUGUACAGAUCUCACUAAAGUCAAUGAAUACGUAUAUUAUAUUGGAUUCAUUAUGGUGUUUGGUGUUGCAUUUUCGUUUAUGAAUAUCACCGUUACUACACUGUUUUCCAAAGUAAUAGGCCCGAGACCACAGGGAACUUAUCAAGGUGUGUACCAAAUGGCCGGAUCAUUUGGGCGAAUGCUUGCUCCACUUUUGAUGAGCUACGUUUACACAUUAUAUGGCCCUUCAAUUCCAUGGUUGAUACUAAUUGUGAACCUGGUAGUCCUUAUUAGUGCGUGGAUUAUAUUGCGUGUGAGAAUGGUUCCAUUCGAGAAAUAUGAGACGAAGAAGAUUGAGCCUUUGAAUUAGGCAACUCUUUACUUUGUUAUUUCACCUUUGUUUGAGUUUUCGAGUACUGUUGUAAGUGCAAUAUUACGGCAAACAGAAACCGGUUGAUUUUGACUCAUCGCGUGUCUUUAUCUUGUUAUCGAUAUAAUUCUUUGAGAAUUAGAAUUUAUGAUUAUUGAAAUAAAGGAUUUUUGAAA
Caenorhabditis elegans is the source of this 1675-nucleotide messenger RNA. It is a transcript of the gene mfsd-8.5, whose product is annotated as Major facilitator superfamily (MFS) profile domain-containing protein. NCBI's taxonomy places the organism in Eukaryota, Metazoa, Nematoda, Chromadorea, Rhabditida, Rhabditidae. Gene Ontology annotation, cellular component: endomembrane system; vacuole. Gene Ontology annotation, molecular function: transmembrane transporter activity. Bases 3 to 1499 code for a protein of 498 amino acids. The record is from RefSeq and is marked reviewed. The transcript is spliced from 11 exons. Gene Ontology annotation, biological process: transmembrane transport.